CCGCCUCCCGCCGCCGCCACGAUUGGCUCGGCCCGCCCCUCGCCCCGGCGUCCAGGCCGCCUCCCUCCCCGGCUAAAGCGGGCAGUAGGUGAGGGGAAGGCGGCCAGACGGGAGCAUGGUCGCGGCUUCGCAGCAACAGCAGCAGCAGCAACACCAGCAGCAGCCGCCUCCGCCGCGCCGCGCCUCUCUGCCCGGCCUCCAGCGCGGCUCCCGCCGCCCGCAGCCGCGCGGGGCUCUGCGUUAGCGGCGCGGAGGCUGCGAUGCGCAAACCUCCGCCCGCCGCCUCCGCGCAUCCCCCCGCCGCCUGAGGCCCCGCGCUGCCGGCCCAGGGCCGCCCGCGCCCCGCGGAGGGAGGUAAUCUGGCUUCCCAGAAACCUCCUGCUAAAUGCAAGGAUUUGCUGUCCUGUUUACUGACUGUUACACCUGAGGCUGAUUUUGAUACAGAUUCUGGAUAUCAUAGGGCAAGGUCUCGAGUUCCCUGUGAGCAAAAGUUGCCCUACAUCGAGAUGUCACGGCACCACAGCCGGUUUGAAAGAGAUUAUCGGGCCGGGUGGGAUCGUCGGGACUGGAGCUCCAACGGCAACCACGUCAGCAGCACCAACUGCAACAGUGCUGCCAGCACCAACAGCAACAACCGCCCUGGGCUUCUGCCCCUGCCCAUUGUCCCCUCCCGGCUCCCCACUCCAGCCACAGCCACUUGCACCACCGUCAGCAGUGAUGUGAUCACGAGCCUGGUGGCCAACUCGUCUCCAGCUUCAACUACCAAAACACCUUGCAUUUCCAAGACUGAAAAUCAGCCUCAAGGACUUGCAACUAGCGUUAGGUGGGGACAGACACCCAUCAAUCAGUCUACACCUUGGGACACUGAUGAGCCACCAUCUAAACAGAUGAGGGAGAAUGAAAACCCAGGUGCAGCGCCCUGGGUCACCACGGUGGCGGCCGGCAGCCAGCCCGCCCUCAUCACGCACUCCUACGGGAUGACGCAGCCACCCACCUUCAGCCCGGCCGCAAACGUCCAGGCCCCCGUCAUCGGCGUCACACCUUCCCUCCCUCCACACGUUACUCCCCAGCUCCCACUGAUGCCGGCCCACUACCAGCUCCAGCCGCAGCCCUCCCAGCCCCUCAGCAACAUGGUGGUCAACCUCCAGAGCCAGCCCUUGUACACCAACAGCCAGCCCCUCAGCAUGUCCUCCAUGAGCGGCGUGGGCCCGGUAGCCCACCCGAGCCCUGGGGUGGUGGGUAAUGGCCACCUGGCCUGCCCCAUGCUGCCACCGCCGCCUCCAGCCCUGCCCUCAGCCGCUUUGCCCAGUAACGCACCCGCCACCAACGGGCAGGUGGCCGCCCCGCUGCCUCCCAACGCGGCGGCGGGGCCGGACAACACGAACGGGGUGCAGAUGCUGCGGACGAUCGGCGUGGGGAAGUACGAGUUCACGGACCCCUGGCACCCCAAAGAAAUGUUGAAGGAGUUGAACCAGCAACGCAGAGCGAAAGAGUUUACAGACCUGAAAAUUAUUGUUGAAGGCAAAGAGUUUGAAGUCCACCAAAAUGUUCUAGCUUCCUGCAGCUUGUAUUUCAAGGACCUGAUUAAAAGGUCACCAAGAGACAGUAGCAGAAGCGGGGAGAAGCUGGAAUUGGCCAUGUCCAACCUCACUGCGGAUGUCCUGGAAUUACUCCUGGAGUUUGUUUAUACAGGUUCUUUGAUCAUAGAUUCAGCCAAUGCAAAAACUCUCCUGGAAGCUGCCAGCAAGUUCCAGUUCCACACUUUCUGUAAAGUCUGCGUUUCGUUUCUAGAGAAACAGCUGACUGCUAGCAACUGUUUAGGAAUAUUAGCCAUGGCUGAAGCCAUGCAGUGCACUGAGCUAUACAACAUGGCCAAAGCAUACGCCCUGCAGAUUUUCCCAGAGGUGGCAAACCAAGAAGAGAUCCUUAAUAUCUCAAAAGACGACUUCAUUUCCUACAUGUCCAAUGACAGCCUGAACACCAAAGCAGAGGAGCUGGUGUAUGAAACAGUGAUAAAGUGGAUUAAGAAGGACGCUGCAAUCAGAGCUCAGUACGCCGCGGAGCUGCUGGCGGUGGUGCGUCUCCCCUUCAUCCAUCCCAGCUAUCUGCUCAACGUUGUUGACAAUGAGGAGCUGAUAAAGUCUUCAGAGGCCUGCCGGGAUCUGGUGAACGAAGCCAAGCGUUAUCACAUGCUGCCGCACGCCCGGCAAGAGAUGCAGACGCCGAGGACCCGGCCCAGACUCUCUGCAGGUGUAGCUGAGGUGAUAGUCUUAGUUGGGGGCCGCCAGAUGAUCGGCAUGAACCAGCGAGCUUUAACAGCGGUCACCUGCUUAAAUCCUCAAAACAACAAGUGGUACCCUUUGGCCAGCCUGCCCUUCUACGAUCGGGAGUUCUUCAGCGUGGUCAGCGCUGGAGACAACAUUUAUCUCUCAGGCGGCAUGGAGUCGGGUGUCACACUCGCUGACGUCUGGUGUUACAUGUCCUUGCUCGAUAACUGGAACCUCGUGUCCCGAAUGACAGUCCCCAGGUGUCGGCAUAACAGUCUGGUGUACGACGGGAAGAUUUAUACCAUCGGAGGGGUCGGCGUGGCAGGCAACGUUGACCAUGUGGAAAGGUACGAUACCAUCACCAACCAGUGGGAGACCAUCGCUCCUCUGCCCAAAGCUGUGCACUCAGCUGCUGCUACUGUCUGUGGUGGGAAGAUCUAUGUCUUUGGUGGGGUGAACGAAGCCGGCCGAGCUGCGGGGGUCUUGCAGUCCUACAUCCCUCAGACUAACUCAUGGAGUUUUAUAGAGUCUCCAAUGAUCGAUAACAAAUAUGCUCCUGCAGUCACUCUCAAUGGGUUCAUCUUUAUUCUUGGAGGAGCUUAUGCACGAGCAACCACCAUCUAUGACCCAGAGAAAGGCAAUAUUAAAGCAGGUCCCAACAUGAACCACUCCAGGCAGUUCUGCAGUGCGGUGGUUCUUGAUGGAAAGAUAUAUGCCACAGGAGGGAUCGUUAGCAGCGAGGGACCUGCCCUGGGCAACAUGGAAGCCUACGAUCCUAAAACAAACACCUGGACACUUCUCCCCAACAUGCCAUGCCCUGUUUUUCGACACGGCUGCGUAGUUAUCAAGAAGUACAUUCAGAGCGGCUGACAGGGCGAGGAGUUGGACAGAGAACUGCUUGUACCUGUGGAAAGCAGGCAAAGAGGAUACUACUACUCAUCACAAAAGCAGCGAAGCCAGCCAGCGAACAUAUUGCUCUAAAGUCUUGAAUAGUGUCUACAUUGAAUGUAGAAAAAUCAUCCUCACCUUUUGGUGAACAAGGAGCAGAGAGCUCCGUGCUAUGUAAGAUAUUGUAACUUAAGAAUACAAGUGUGUCACUAGAUGUUAUAGUGGCACUUGUUCUGGACGUCGGCUUUUGGUCAACCCAGGUGCAAUAGAAUUUCACAUAUUUUUUAAGCUGGGGAAGAGAGGAAAAAAAAUAAUCUGCAUUUUACUUCUAAAGCUCAAGCUUGAUUCUUAAAAUAACCGUGCAGAUUAGUUUUACUAUUACACUUUAGGCAUCAAUCUAUUUGAAAGGUCAAAGUGUCCUUACCACUUUGAUUCCUACAUUUGUUUUUAACAAAUACAUGCUUUUCAAUACCAAUGACUGAGAGGAAUCUUGUGUGAGAAAUGGCUUACGUUGAUGUCAGUCUUCCAUCAGGUGAAAUGUGAAGUUCUCUAGAGCAGAGCCCAGGAGAGGGACAAGGCAGGGGCUGGGGAGAAGAGCCAUUGGUAACACAAUUCCAUGUAAUAUGGUGAAAAAAGGUCUGUUGGGCUGUGCGGAUUUCUGCUCCCGUGGAUGCUUGUGUGGGCACACACAUGGCUGGGGCUCGCGGUGUUUUCCUCCCAGUUCUGCUGCUGAGCAAAUGGGACAGUGCCCGGUAAUGCAACAUGAAAAUGGUUUGGAAUCCAGAGGCGUUCUCCGGAUUGAACUGCACUCAGUUCUGUGGAUUGGGAUCGCAGUGACACCCACCCAGCGUAGCGUGGGAUUUCCACAUUUCCAACAAGCAGAGGAGGAUUUGCCUCCGGUUGUGGUUACACAUUCAAUUUUGGCUGUCCACCAAAAUUCCUUAACUGUGGGACACCUGCCACUAUCUUUUCCUUCUAUGUAAAGUCUGAGAAGAUUCUUUAAAAAAAAAAAAAAAAAAGUUUCCUUCUAAGUGUGGAAAUCUUACCUUAUACUUAUUUACAGAUUUUAAACACACAAGUUGAAAUCCCAUGGUAGAAAAAUGCAUAGACUUAAGCCCAGUAUAAGAAACUUUAAAUGAUUACUAUGUAGAGUUGUAAGUAUAUGCACAGCACAGGGGUUAUAUUUUUAUAUAUAUUAAAAUAUUGUCUAUCCAGA
Numida meleagris (helmeted guineafowl) is the source of this 4371-nucleotide messenger RNA. RefSeq names its product kelch like family member 29 (gene KLHL29). The record is from RefSeq and is a predicted model, not a curated record. Gene Ontology annotation, molecular function: protein binding. NCBI's taxonomy places the organism in Eukaryota, Metazoa, Chordata, Aves, Galliformes, Numididae. The coding region runs from base 507 to 3137 and encodes 876 amino acids. The transcript has 14 exons.